UUGUUAAUCAUUUUAGAAGAAAGUUUUCAUGAGAAAUUGAGUGAAUUUAGUAAUUAUAUUGUUGGUUUUUUGGAAAAUUUUAACGAUAGACAUUUGGGUGCAACGGAGUUGGGCAGAAUGGUGCACUAUGAAGAAUUGAAACCAAAGACUAAUAUGGAUGUUAGUAGAAAAGGCAAAAGCAUGAAGAAGAUGGGUAUGGCGAUGAUGCCGCUGGUCUUCCACGUGGGAGCCACCUCCACCUGGAUGCUGCUGACCAGCAUCAUGGCUGUCAAGUCUGUCAUCAUCGGCCUGGUACUGCUGGUGUUUAAGAUCGCUGUCAGUUCUGCUAAGGUGGCGUCGUUUUUCACGAGUUUGAAGUCAAAAUAUAGUCACCACGAUCACUCCCCUGAACACCAUGGGUAUGAAAGAAGUUUACCGGAUACCGUGUAUCACGCCGUGGAUUGGAGUUCAUACUCGCCUGAAUUUAGCCACGCAUCGCCAUACAAAACUAUACCUAUGUACAAGAGUAACGACGCUAUAGAACACGAAGAUAUUAACGAGGAAUCUAAAUCCCACAGUUAACAUUUAUACAGGUAGUUAUAAUUAU
This is a messenger RNA of Helicoverpa armigera (cotton bollworm), 586 nucleotides long. RefSeq lists its product as uncharacterized. NCBI's taxonomy places the organism in Eukaryota, Metazoa, Arthropoda, Insecta, Lepidoptera, Noctuidae. Bases 118 to 561 code for a protein of 147 amino acids. The transcript is spliced from 5 exons. The record is from RefSeq and is a predicted model, not a curated record.